Nematocida parisii ERTm1 is the source of this 2378-nucleotide messenger RNA. RefSeq lists its product as uncharacterized. The coding region runs from base 1 to 2190 and encodes 729 amino acids. The record is from RefSeq and is a predicted model, not a curated record. NCBI's taxonomy places the organism in Eukaryota, Fungi, Microsporidia. The transcript has a single exon.
AUGCCAAUGGCGAAUUAUAGAAGAACAAAUAAAGAGGUAAGAAUUUACUCACUGCUGUGUGCAAUUAUCUACGCGCUACUACUCACUAUACCACUUGGUAUGGAUAAGCACCCGGCUAUUAAACAAAAUAAAAGCACGCGUAUGUAUGCAUCAAGCAGUAUGUAUGUACAUGCAGCACCAAACGAAACAAUUCCUACAAAAUCAGCAGCAGACGAGCGCAUACAAUGGAGAAAGGUUGUAAAACAGCAGCGCAAUCUAGUAAAGCCGCCUGGAAAGGUAUUAAUAAAAGAAGGCGCCACCAAUGUAGUCAGUGCAGUCAGUACAAAUGUUUCUGGAGAAAAAAAAUCAUCUAGAGAAGAAAGAUCAUCUUCCUCUACAAAUACAGUACGCGCAAAGAGGCCUCUGCAAAAAGAGAGUGAUACAGAAUUUGUACGGAGUAAUCGUGGUAUUUCACAGAAGACAGCCAUAGAGCCACAAUCUGCGUGUUUGGUAGGCUAUGUUAAUAACCAGGUACAGACAAUAGAGAACUUAAACGCAAUGUACAUUACCGCACACAGUGAAGAAGACAAAGAGGUAAUAGGCUUUUUAUACAAAAUUGCACAGAAGCAUCCGCAUUUGUUAGAGCAUAUAAAGGCUCUUGAUUCUAUAAUGGUUAAUAAAAUUAUUAUAAAUAAAGAUGAAGUGGUGGUUGAGUGUAUCAGAAACACCAACCGCAGAGACACAAAAACAUUAUCGAAUGUACUACAGGCGUGUAGUAAAGGUAUAACCAUAGAUGAAUGCAGAGGCGAUGGAGAUGCCACGAUGUCUCUUUAUAUUUCACAGCCAGUGCUUACACAGACCAUUUCUCUAAUCAACCAUGUGCUGCUUAUAUACUGCAGUUCAAGCAGAGGAGGAGUGGCUUGUCUAUCGCUGAGCGGGUUCAAAUUCGAGCCAACAGAGGAUUUAUUUAUAAAUUACACAAUAUUUUCAUUAAUAGAGGGGCUCUCUCUGUCUAGCACCUCAAUUUAUUCCGGCGGGCUGAACAUGCUGUGUGCCUAUCCCAACAUAAGAAAACUUUCUUUUUGUGAAGGUACCACUGUGAAGUUCAACCAUACUUUAGAUCUAAGCUUUCAGAGUCUAGAAAGGCUAGAACUAUCUGACAUUCACAGGUACUAUGCAGACUGGGUGCUAAGUGGGACAAAGUCAUGCUCUACUCUUAAAGAAAUAGAGAUAUCUAACAUUAAUUGCAUGGAGACAAAGGCGCUAAACAAACUAGGCAAUCUCGAUAAAAUAACAUCAUUCUGCCUUAGGAAUGUGGUCUUCAGUGGCUCUCCAAACUUUGGAUUCCUUAAGCACAUGCGCGGGCUUCAAACUCUGCGUAUGGAAAAUAUUUUCUACUCGUACACUGAGCAGCUUAGGCUAAAAGAGUUGAGUGAGGUUAAAAACUCCACCAGGUAUUUAAACCUAGAAAUUGUGCCAAAAACGCAUUCUAUACCAGGCCACGCGGGAAAGGGGGCAGUUACCACACCCGUGGUAGCAGAAGAGAAUAUAAAGAUAGGAAGGUGCAUCUCUCCAACAGCGGUAUACGUGGACAGCAAAUUGUACAAGGACUUAGGGCUGUGUGAAAUAAAGCCAAGAAAAGAAGAAGAGUAUACAAUAUCGAUUUCAUUUGCACAGGAGGUGAUGGAACAAAUUGUGAUAAAUUCAAUUGUGGUUGAGUUUAUCCUGAACAGUGCACAGACCUGUCUUGAAAUCACCUGCAACCCAAUUACACACGCCAUGCAAACUACUCUAGAGUAUAUUAAGUGCAUUGAUUUCCCAUUUUUGGCGCAAAAUACUAUUGAGGAUAUAACUCUAGUGAGUUGGCUUAAAGAGCCCAGUAAAGACAGUGUAUGCAGUGUUUUCUCAGACCAGAUAUUUAGGUAUGCGUCUUAUAGCGCGGUUAGAUCGAUAUACAUAAUAUCUUCAUGGGCACCGCUAACAAUGGACGUAUGCAGAAUUGCGAUGUUCAACAGGAGCAUGCCGGGUCUUAAAGAAAUAAGCAUGUCCAAUGUUUUAUUUGUAAUACGUAGCGGAGUGCCAGAAAACAGCAAUGAGGAGCAAAUUAUGCAGGUAUAUUUAGAGCACAUUCAGACGAAAGGCCCAGAUGCAUUUAAAUGCAUGUUUGUAAAGGGUGAAAGUGGUUUAGAAAUAGUGAAUACUAUUGAAUAAAAAGGCAAUCCACGCUUAAUGCAUGCAUAAUAGAGUGUGUGCUCUAUGCUCAACUAUAUCCACCCGAUUGCUAUGUGAAUGAAAUAUUAGGUGGUUGUAUUAGGAAUGCCAGGUUAUUUCGGAGUACUUAAAGAAUGUAAAUAUUAUAUUUUGUGAACUAUUAUGGAUGAUUUAUUAAAAAUAAAAUA